AUGUUCAGACAUAGUAAGGGCGACGUAGGAGAAGUUAUCGUUGUGAGCAGCAAUUAUGUCCCAAAUCAAAGAAAAACAUGGACUGCAAAGGUUCCUAAUGAUCAAUUUGUGGCAACUCAAACCCAAACCAAUAACAGUUCCGAUUCGUCCUUGCUGAAAAGGAACGAAGAAACUAUUAGCUCAACAUCAGGAUUUGAGAAUUUGCUGAAAUCCAAUGCAUGGGAAAGUAUUGUUGAAAAGCCAGACCAUUCAACCGAAGAGGAAUUAUUGAGAAGAGAGAAUGCAACCCUUAAAAGAGAGCUUGAAUCGUACAAACUCAAAUUGUCUUGUCAAAAAGAGGAGAAUUUAGCAUUGUCUGCAUCGCUUUUUUCUAUUCAAGAGGAAGUUAAAAAGAUGAGAUCGAUCAUUAAAAAGAAAGAUAAUGAACUCAAGCAGCAACAGGAGAAGCUGGAAGCUAUCUUGAGUAACAGUGACACAAGGCUAUUUAAGGUUAUGCCAAAAUCACCUCAAGAGUCAAUAAUGAAAAGAGAAGUUGAAUCCUUAAGAAAUCGUCUCAAGAAUACAGAAGAAAAAGUGGAAGGAUUGAAAGCAACAAAAAAGGAACUCGAAAAACAUAUUGAAAUGCUUUCUUCUCAACUCCAAAAUGAAAGAAUAACAAACUCUUAUCUUCAAGAACAAGCAAAGCAAACAAUUACGCAAAUGGCUGAGGAAAGAGACAAAACCGAGACAUUCAAGGAUUAUUAUAAUUAUUACACCCAAAAUAGAGAUAAUUUAGAGCAUGGGGAUUUGGAAGAACAAUUCGAGCAAUUAAUCUUGGCAAAGCAAGAAUUGGAAUCCAAGCUGUUUAAACGAGAAGAACAGCUCUUUGAUCUAACCAUGAAAUAUGAAGCCUUACGAACAGAGCAUGUUUUGAAUUGCACUACAAACAACAAAUAA
Naegleria fowleri is the source of this 936-nucleotide messenger RNA. RefSeq lists its product as uncharacterized. The record is from RefSeq and is a predicted model, not a curated record. Lineage: Eukaryota; Heterolobosea; Eutetramitea; Acrasida; Naegleriidae. The coding region runs from base 1 to 936 and encodes 311 amino acids. The transcript has a single exon.